AUGCACAGCGACAUUAAUAAUGAUAUCAUAAAAAACAUUCCAUUCAAAUUUAACAAAGUGGAACUAAUUAACUGUAACAAUUUUGGAAAAAAAGAAAAAAAUGAACACUUUAGUAAUUAUGACCAAUGUAUCCCUCAAUAUGAAGACAGUUUUGAGAAUGUUUAUUUAGAUGAUGAUAAGGAGAGUGAUGAAGACAGUAAUGUCCGUGACAGUGAUGAAGGGAAAAGGAAGAGAAAAGAUAAAAAAAAGAAAGGCGAGAAAGCUCGGGAAGGAAAUAUUUUUAACUAUAAAUUAAACAAAUAUUGUUUAAAUGAAGAGCCAAAAAAUUGUAAAAAAAAAAUUUGCAGUGUAAAAAAUGAUAGGAACUACCAUAACUACGUGCACACAAUGGGGAAAGACGCAGCACGGAAUAUUAAAGAGAGACUUAAAAUAAAUAAAGAUGAAUAUGAAAAAACAAAGUUUAUGCAAAACAUAGGAACAGAAGCUCAGAGUGAAUAUAUAAAAUAUUACCUAAGCAAAGAAAGAAAGAAAGAAAAAAAAAAAAAAAAAAAAAAAAAAAAAUCGAACGUCCCAUUAGUCAGAAACAUGUCGAAAAAUAGAAACGUGGAUAAAUUCAUCGACACAGACAAAUUGAAUCCAUCUAUUUCGACCAGCGAUGAAGAAUCAGAUAGUGAUUCGAAUGAUGAGAAGAGUAGCGACCCUACUAAUGGUGUUAAUUGUGACGACGACAGGGAUGCGAAUUUUUCCAGACACAUAAAAGAAGAAGGGAAUAACAUUUUUGAAGGAUCUCUUUUUUCAUCUUUCAAUUUGAAUUGUGAUGAUCUGGACACACACAAAGGUGUGAAUGACAUCCAUCUCAAAGAUAGUCUUGAUGUUAAUCUUGUAGAAUUUUCAUCAGAUGUGGAAAAUAUUCCAAACCAGUACAAAGAGGAUCUCAUAAUGGCCUCUUCCCACGAGAGACAAAAAAUGGAAUCACUGGAUAACCCCAAAGAAUUGCAUCUGUUCGAGUCGCUAAAAGAUUUAUGUACAAAUCAUAACAAAAAAAUGAAACUUAUUGAUUAUAACAAAAUAUUAAACAAAAGUUUGUGUAAGAAUAUGCACUCUUCCGCUGGUAGACAUGAGGACUUGACACAAGGGGGAAAAACCAAAGGUCAAAGCGAGAAGGCAGAGAAGGAAGAGAAAACAGAACUAACUACAAUAAAUUCUUCAUCUCCUCUAAGCAACAAAUUAACACAACACAAUGUCAAGGAAAUUAUUAUGAAUAUAAAGAAGAGGCUUGGUUUUUACUCUGAGGAAGACUCGCCCGAGGAGCAUCGAGAGCAGCACUUGACGGAAGAACUAUGUGGAGGAACGAGACUUGAAGAGAGGAACGGAAGAAAAAAUGGUGGAUCGAAUAGGAAGAGGGAGAAGAAGGAGAAGAAGGAGAGGAAGCAGAAGAAGCAGAAGGAGCAGAAGGAGCAGAAGGAGCAGAAGGAGCAGAAGGAGCAGAAGGAGCAGAAGGAGCAGAAGGAGCAGAAGGAGCAGAAGAAGGAGAAGGAGCAGAAGGAGCAGAAGGAGCAGAAGAAGGAGAUAAAGGAGAAGAAAGAGAUGGAGGAGAAGAAACUCCAGAUGGAAGAUUUAGAGGACAAUUUUAUGCUUUGUGAUAGCUUAAAUUAUUCAAUGGACGAAUCGCUAGCUGAUCCCGUGCUCAGCGAGCUUUGCAAUGAGGAAGAAGCGAACUCAUUUACUAAAAUAGAUGCAGCUAGCCAAAAAUUAUCCUUGUCCCAGAAAAUUUACAUGGGAGAUGCCCCGAAUCUGCUGAAUUACAAAAGUUUCCUUUCAGAUGAUUUUAAUUUAACAAAAGAUAUGCCAGACCAUUUUAUAUCAUCUCCAUUAUGCAAUAGUCAAAAGGAAAAAACAUAUCCUGUUAGCACAGGAUGUAUGACCUCGGAUAACGAAGAUGUGUUUGCCUUGUCCAUAUCGUCCACUCAGUUUAAGAGAACUUUUUUACGGGCAAUAGGGCGUGAUGGCGAUCAAGUGGGAGGAGUGGAAGAGGUGGAAGGAGUGGAAGAGGUGGAAGGAGUGGAAGUAGUGGAAGGAGUGGAAGACGUGGAAGACGUGGAAAAAGUGGACGAAGCAGACGAAGUGGAAGGAGUGAAAGAGGUGAAAGACAUGGACGACCGUACCAAUGCCACAAGCAGCGUCGCUGAAGGAGCAUCUUGCAAUAAUGAUGGUUCCACCCUCGAGCAGAUCAAAUGGAAGAACCCUGGACAAAGAGAAAAGGUCGAUGGGGAAGAAGUUGAAAGACCAGAAUCGAUCGCAGUGUUUAGCUGCAUGGAAAGAAUGAGCGAAACAAAGGAUGGAAAAGUGAGAGAAGAAAUAAUUAAACGGGUUGAAUUAAAAGAAGCAAAGGAAAAUAAAUUUUGUGGUAGUAGUAGUAGUAGUAAUAUUCCCCUAGAGGAAGAUAAAGCCGUGGUAAAUAAUCUUGAAGAGGGAGAAAAGUAUAUUACAAAAAGCAUUUUAUCUAUUUGUGAAGAUGUUGAUAAAUUUAAAAAAAAAAAUUUCGUCGAAAAAGGGGAAAAUUAUAAGGGCAUUAUUACAACAUGUAAUGAUAUGCAACUUAAAGAAUGUCCAACAGGAGAGAAUAAAUUCAUGUGGAAUAAUAACAAGUACAAAAUGGAAAAGGAUAAUAUAUCCAUUAUUCUUGAUGAGAAGGUGAAGGCAGAAUUGUUUUCACACGAAAUAGAUGUGUACAUGCAGUAUGCAUUCGAUAAUCACAUUAAUUAUCUGAACGAUUUGGUGACGGAUAUCUUUUCUUAA
Molecule: messenger RNA, 2799 nt
Organism: Plasmodium gonderi
Lineage: Eukaryota; Apicomplexa; Aconoidasida; Haemosporida; Plasmodiidae
Exons: 1
Coding region: 1-2799 (932 amino acids)
Source: RefSeq, a predicted model, not a curated record